GCAGCAGCGCACCCUGCUCCCCGCUCGUUGGACUCGUUCGCCAUUUUGAUUUCAGCCUGAGAGGACUCCGGUAAAAAAAAAAAGUUGCAGCUAAACGACGACGACGGCAACGGCAACAACAGCAACAGACACGGAGACAACCUGAGGAGAAACAACAGCAGAUAACAACAAUGAGUGGUUGUCGCGUCUUCAUUGGCCGCCUGAGCCCGCACGCCAGAGAGAGAGACGUGGAGAAGUUUUUCAAGGGUUACGGACGUAUUCGGGAGAUCAACCUGAAGAACGGGUUUGGCUUUGUGGAAUUUGACGACCACAGAGAUGCAGAUGAUGCCGUGUACGAGCUGAAUGGCAAAGAGCUGUGCAGUGAAAGGGUCACGAUCGAGCACGCUCGCUCCAGGAGAGGAAGAGGCGGCGGCCCCGGAAUGGGACGUUUCGGUGGCGGAGGCGGCGGUGGUGGUGGCGGCGGAGGUGGCUACCGCCCGUCUCGCAGCAGUGGAUCCAGACCGGACAGGUAUGGCCCUCCUGUGCGGACCGACCACAGACUCAUUGUGGAGAACCUCUCUUCACGGAUCAGCUGGCAGGACCUGAAAGACCUGAUGAGAAAAGCAGGUGAAGUUACCUUUGUGGACGCCCACAGGCCCAACAAAAAUGAAGGAGUGGUCGAGUUUGCAUCUCGCAGCGACAUGAAGAACGCAAUCGCCAAGCUGGACGGGACGGAGUUGAACGGACGCAAGCUGAAGAUCUUUGAGGACAGCAGAAGUCACAGCAAGAGCCGCUCCCGUUCCCGCAGCUACUCGCGCUCAAAGAGUCGCUCCAGGAGCCGCAACCGCUCCAGGAGCCGCUCCCGGUCCGCCAGCCGCACCCCGGAGAGGAGGUCAUCAGGAGGGGGCAAGCCCGCCGCCAGAUCCCCCUCCAGGUCCAAGUCUCGCUCCAAGUCCCGCUCCAGGUCUCGCUCCCGCUCGCCCGCCCCCGUUCAGAACAAACAGUCCCGCUCUCGUUCUCGCUCUCGCUCCCGAUCUCGGUCCCGCUCACGUUCCCGCUCGGCCUCAGCAGACAGUAAACACUGAGAUUGGCACAGCUCUAAAAUAGACUGGUAGUUGCUCCCGUAGGCGUCUGUGGAGGCUCCUGGUGGUUUUUGUUUGUUUUUUUUUAAUGAAGGAGAGGGUGUUGCCUUUUACAUGGCUUCUAUUGAAAUAAGAUCUUCAGUCAUUAACGUGCCCACUUUGACUUUUCUUUUUUUUUUGUUAGUUUGUGCUUCCACAGAAAAAUAUCUCGCGUAUCCACGUGACAGAAAACAUUUCGAUCAGUGAUGAUGGCCUGUCACAAUCCUGUCCGCCAUGUUAGGAUUCCAUCCACGCCUCUGUGCUUUGCUGAGUGAUUCAGAGCAGUUCAAACUUUUUUUUAAUUCGUGUCCGGCAUUGCCGUCAAACUGUGAUUCUGCUUCUGGCGAGGCGCCGUCAUCGGACGCCUCCCCGCGUGUUGCAUUCGCUGCCCUGAUAUGUGAACAUACAAACGUCUCAGCGGUGGUUUGUUUCAGCUCUCGUGUGAUAAUUUUGGAAUCUGACAUUAAUUUUUUUUUUUUUUUUUUACUCUGCUGUAUCAGGACCUCGUCUCGUGUCGGUAAUUUGCUGUGUUCAUGUACGUUAUCUCCAGCCUCCGGUGUUGUCGGUCUGAACACGUGUCUAUUUCAGCAGGAAGAAAUGUCUAAGUUUAUUAAUUUGAUACUAAUAAAACACUCACUGCA
This is a messenger RNA of Larimichthys crocea (large yellow croaker), 1741 nucleotides long. RefSeq names its product serine and arginine rich splicing factor 5a (gene srsf5a). Gene Ontology annotation, cellular component: cytoplasm; nucleus. The coding region runs from base 171 to 1064 and encodes 297 amino acids. Lineage: Eukaryota; Metazoa; Chordata; Actinopteri; Sciaenidae. The record is from RefSeq and is a predicted model, not a curated record. The transcript has 8 exons. Gene Ontology annotation, molecular function: mRNA binding.